AUGAUCAUAUUUCUAAGUUUGCUGUUAAUUCUAUACUUCACCUAUCUAAUAUGGCAACGCUGGAGACAGUUCCAACUUCGAGAAGAACUUGGAUUGAAAGGACCAAAAACGAAUUUUAUUUUCGGAAAUAUGCACCAUUUUAUUCAAAAAAAUAAGAAAUACGGAUAUGAUGAUGGUUAUCUAGAUUUACUCAAAUGGCAUACGGACUAUGGAAAGACCUUUGGGUUGUACCUGGGUCCAAAGCUCCAAAUUAUUUCAAACGACGAAGAAUUCGCAAAAGAAGUUUUCAUCAAACAGUUUUCGAAAUUUGGUGAUCGAUGUGUUCCUGAGGUUUUCUGGCAAAAUGAAUUACGGACAGCCUUAGUUCAAAUGGCAAAGAGCAGUGGCUGGAAGGAAGUUCGUAGCUGCAUGUCACCCCAAUUCUCUACUGGCAAGAUGCGAAUGAUGUAUGAAACGAUCGAAGACAAGAUUCAGACGUUCAUGAGAAUCAUCGAGAAAAGGGUUGAAGCUGGAUCUGCUUUCAACAUCUACGAUGAUUUCCAAGCUCUUACCAUGGACGUCAUUGGAAAAUGUGCUUUUGCUAUUGAAAGUAACUGUCAGUUGGAUAGGAAUGAGAUUUUCUAUCAGAACGCCAAACAAGUAUUCAGAGAGAUUGAUUUGAAUGAGAAUAUCAUAGUACCAGCAUCAGUUUUCUUACCGGAAUUCUCGUGGCUUUGGAAAUGGCUUUAUCCCAUGUCUGGAAUGGCCAGAGUGGAAAAAAUUCUGAUAGAUGGAUUGAGUCAAGUCUAUGAUGCGAGAAAGAAUGGACAGCACACGGAUAGUAUGGAUAUCCUACAACUUCUGCUGAACAAAGCUGACACAGCAGGAAACGGAUUAACAAAAGAACAAGUUGUUAGUAAUUGUUAUGCUUUUCUACUUGCCGGAUAUGAAACAACAAGCACAGCCUUAGGAUAUUCAGCUUAUUUAUUAGCAAAACACCCUCAAGUUCAAGAGAAGCUGUAUCAAGAAAUAAUCGCGACGAAGCAACAAAAGGGAUUGACGUUUGAAGCUAUUCAUGAUAUGCCAUAUCUGGACGCUGUUUUCAAAGAGUCUCUUCGUAUCUAUCCUCCAGUUAUUAACUUUACAAGUCGUGAAUGCCUUGAAGAUACAGUAGUCACAGGAGUUCACAUUCCCAAAGGUACAUGGGUGUUCACUCCUGUGUACUCUAUGCAUCAUGAUGAAAACAAGUAUUCGAAUGCUGAGGAAUUUUAUCCUGAAAGAUUUUUGGAAGAGGAUUCCAAAGACUUUGCUCUCAAAUGGAUGCCAUUCGGAUUGGGUCCGAGGAAUUGUGUUGGAAUGCGUUUCGCAGAAAUGGAGUUCAAAAUGGUAUUAGUUAAGCUUGUGCAACUGUAUAAGCUGAAAACUUGUAAAGGACAAGAAGAUCUCAUUCGUAUAGUUAUGGGAAUCAUAAUGCAACCAAAAGACGGAAAAAUUAUUUUGGAGCUCUCCAAACGAUAA
Messenger RNA from Auanema sp. JU1783, 1497 nucleotides. NCBI's taxonomy places the organism in Eukaryota, Metazoa, Nematoda, Chromadorea, Rhabditida, Rhabditidae. The record is from the annotation of a GenBank genome assembly.